GACGGAGAGAGUUGAAUCUAGGCAACAGCUUUUCUCUCUCUCCUGGGACUGGGUAUUUACAUAUAUAUAUAUAUAUAUAUAUAUAGGCACAGAGAGAGGAAUGGAAAAUAAAAGUGGAAUAGAGAGCUAUGUGGUGGUACACAACAUAGCGAAAAGGCAUAACGUGGGGACAUUGGCGCGAAGCGCGACGGCGUUCGGCGUCUCUGAGUUGAUAGUGGUUGGCCGCAGGGACUUCAACGCCUUCGGAAGCCACGGUUCUACUUCUCACCUCCGCUUCCGCCACUUCCACUCUCUUUCCGACGCCCGCCACUUCCUCAAGGAGAAAGAUUGUGAUAUAUGCGGAGUAGAAAUUACGGAUAAUGCGGUUGCUAUAAAUCAUCAUCCGUUUAAGAAGAGCACUGCUUUCCUUCUCGGAAAUGAGGGAACUGGGCUUUCUACUAAAGAAUGUGAAAUAUGUGACUUUUUUGUUUACAUUCCGCAAUACGGGUGUGGCACUGCUUCAUUGAAUGUUACAGUAGCAGCUUCCAUUGUGCUACAUCAUUUUGGAGUUUGGGCAGGAUUUUCCGAGAGAAUUCGUGAUGGGAACAAGUUUGUUGUGGCCGACAGACCAGUGAAACAAGGACAAAACUACUGUGCAGAAUCAGCAGAGUGUAUCACAGAGGAGCGAAAAUUAAAAAGGGAAAAUGCUUCUAAUGGGUUUUUUGAUGAGAGUGGGAAAGACAAUUCACCUUCUAACCUUCUGGAUGCAUUAUUUCAUGAUCAAUGAUACAAGGAAUUGAAACACGUUAUGCUUCUUUUUCGCGAUACAGAACUUUGGCAUUGGCAUUCCAAACGCAGAAACCAGCGUAUGUAUUAAUGCUCGCAGCUUCUAAACUAGUUUUUAGUGGAGAGAAAUGUUGCAUGUUAAGCUUUUGUGGCCGGAUACAUUGAAUAUAUAUUAUCUAUUUUGCAUGAAUCACAUUUUGUACGAGGGUUUUGUAAGCAAUUUUUUAUUUAUUUAUUUUUUUUUAAAAUUUAUUUAUUCUAUUUGAGCAAUUUAUAAAGGAUAUUGUGCUUUUUCUCAGUUGGGUUCUUUUUCAUGUAUGUAAAACUAUGUUAUAAUGCUGAGUUUGAAAAUCUCA
Messenger RNA from Cornus florida, 1121 nucleotides. RefSeq lists its product as uncharacterized. The record is from RefSeq and is a predicted model, not a curated record. Gene Ontology annotation, biological process: RNA processing. Gene Ontology annotation, molecular function: RNA binding; RNA methyltransferase activity. Lineage: Eukaryota; Viridiplantae; Streptophyta; Magnoliopsida; Cornales; Cornaceae. The coding region runs from base 101 to 766 and encodes 221 amino acids. The transcript is spliced from 4 exons.